Molecule: messenger RNA, 2828 nt
Organism: Olea europaea var. sylvestris
Lineage: Eukaryota; Viridiplantae; Streptophyta; Magnoliopsida; Lamiales; Oleaceae
Product: receptor-like serine/threonine-protein kinase SD1-8
Exons: 5
Coding region: 146-2632 (828 amino acids)
Biological process (GO): recognition of pollen; protein phosphorylation
Molecular function (GO): protein serine/threonine kinase activity; ATP binding
Source: RefSeq, a predicted model, not a curated record
AAAUAAAAAUAAAACAUCUUUCUUUGGAUUUUUAGUCAUGAAUCCUGCUGCAAUAACCAGUUUACAGAAAAAGUUCUGUGAUUUAUGAGGAUCCACUGAUCCUCUCUCUCUCUCUCGUCCUUUUCUGUACAAAUCUUCUGCAGCCAUGAUCACGAAAAACACUUCCUAUUCCAUGUUUUCUGUGUUGUUUAUCCUAUAUUUCUCAACAAACUUUAGUUUCUCCUAUGGAGUUGACAGCAUCACGGCAAACAAAUCUCUUUCUGGAAACCAGACAAUUGUCUCUUCAGGUAACACCUUUGUGCUGGGAUUCUUCAAACCAGGUAAGUCUUCCAGGUAUUAUGUAGGAAUUUGGUACAAAAAUAUUAGUCCAAGGACCAUUGUUUGGGUGGCAAAUAGGGAGACACCCAUUUCAGACAUGAAUUCUGCAGAACUGAAAAUUUUAGAUGGGAAUUUGGUGCUAAUGGAUAAGUUCCAGGUUACGAUUUGGUCCACCGAUGUAAACUCGACAACCUCAAAUUCGGUAGUGGCAACUCUAGGUGAUGAUGGGAAUUUAGUUUUAAGAGAUGGGUCAGAACCUAGGACAAUUAAAGGAUUUUGGCAAAGUUUUGAUAAUCCAACAGAUACAUUGUUGCCUGGUGGUAAACUUGUUUAUGACAAACAUAAAAACACAAAGCAACUCCUCAUUUCUUGGAAAAAUUCUGAGGACCCUGCACCUGGGCUUUUCUCCAUUGAAGUUGAUCCAAAUGGGAGACAGUUUAUUAUGAGACGGAAUAGGACUGAACAAUACUGGACUAGUGGAGCUUGGAAUGGGCGUAUUUUCAGUUCAGUUGCUGAACUGAAUUAUGUCUUUAAUAUUAGUUAUGUUGAUAAUGUAAAUGAGACUUACUUCACAUAUUCUCUUUAUGAUCCCUCUAGUUUAUUUAAAUCCGUGAUGGAUGUUUCGGGGCAACUUAUGCAGUCAUCAUGGUCGGAGAAUGCGAAGGAGUGGAAUCUGUUGUGGUCCCAACCCAGGCAGCAAUGUGAGGUUUAUGCUUAUUGUGGGCCAUUUGGUACCUGCAAUCAGAAUUCAUUGUCCUCCUGUAAUUGUUUGCAGGGAUUUAAACAGAAGUCAGAAACUGAUUGGAAUUUGAAGGAUUAUUCGGGUGGCUGCAUAAGAGAGAUCGAUUCUCUGCAGUGUGGGGAUGGUAGUACUUUUAUGGACAGAGAAGACAAGUUUUUGAUCAAUUCCCAAGUUAGUUUACCUGAAAAUUCUCAAUCAGUGACUGUAAGGAGUGCUGGAGAAUGUGAAUCUGUCUGUUUGAGUAAUUGCUCUUGCACAGCUUAUUCUUAUGUUGGCAAUGCAUGCUCGGUUUGGAAUGGUGAAUUAUUGAAUUUACAACAACUCUCGGAAAAUAAUGGCAGUGGAAGAACGAUCAACGUUCGACUUUCCGCUUCUGCCUCUCAGUUUUCUAGAACCAAAAAAGGUAAAUGGGUUAUAAUUGGUGCAGUUGUGGGUUCUGUUGCUGUUGUUAUUGUCCUAUUGGCCAUUGUUGUGAUCGUGAUCUGUCGAAGGCGAAUUCGGACUCCAAACGCAGUCGAGGGAUCAUUGAUAGCAAACUUAGGGGAAGAUAGCAAGAGCAAUAUCGGUGUUCCUUUCUGCACUUGGGAAAGUAUAUUAGUUGCUACAGAGAAUUUUUCAGAUGCAAACAAACUUGGGCAAGGUGGAUUUGGCCUUGUUUACAAGGGAAUUUUUCCGGAAGGACAAGAAAUUGCAGUGAAAAGGUUGUCAAGCUGUUCAGUGCAAGGCAUUAAUGAAUUUCAGAACGAAGUUGUAUUGAUCGCAAAGCUUCAACAUCGAAACCUUGUUCGCCUUGUGGGCUACUGUAUUAAGGAGAAUGAAAAGAUCUUACUCUACGAAUACAUGCCCAACAAAAGUCUUGAUGCCUUCAUAUUUGAUCAAAAUCUAUGCAAGUUGCUAAACUGGAAGAAACGGUUCGAGAUCAUCUCGGGGAUAGCAAGAGGGGUUCUUUAUCUUCAUCAAGAUUCAAGGUUGAGGAUCAUUCAUAGAGAUUUGAAAACAAGCAACAUUCUGUUAGAUGAAGAGAUGAAUCCCAAAAUUUCAGAUUUCGGUUUGGCAAGAAUUGUUGAGGGCAAAGGAACGAUAGCAAGCACCAACAGAGUCAUUGGAACCUAUGGUUAUAUGUCUCCAGAGUAUGCAUUGGAUGGAUUAUUAUCAAUGAAGUUAGAUGUAUUUAGUUUUGGAGUUGUUGUGCUUGAGAUAAUUAGUGGAAAGAAAAACACAGGAUCAUAUCAGUCCACAGAAGACCUAAAUCUCUUGAGUUAUGUAUGGAGAUUGUGGAGUGAAAAAAAGGCACUUGAUUUGGUGGACCCAAUACUGCUUGAAUCUUGUGAUAAAUAUGAAGUUUUGAAGUGCAUUAACGUUGGGCUGUUGUGUGUGGAGGACGAUCCCAAUGAUCGUCCCACAAUGUCAAAUGUCGUUCUCAUGCUUAGUGGCGAGACUGCAGUACUUCCAGUUCCUAAUCAACCGGCUUUUGUAAUGAGAAAUCGCGUUUUAAGCACAUCGUCCUUGUCCUCUAAUAAGCUAGAUUCAAGCUCCAACGAGUUGACAAUAUCCUUGCCACAAGGGCGAUGAGGAAUUUACUUAUUUCCUUGGUUUAGUAUUUUUUCUUCUUUUGUAUGUUAACCAGAAUCUGCACCAGAUCGUUGUAGUAACAAGAAAGUCUUUCUUAAAUAUCAUCUGUGAACUGGUUUUUGUAGAACGAAGCCAAGACAGAAAUCUCUUGCACAAUCAUUUUCACCUCAUUAUUUUAUUUUAUUUUUUGUGAUAA